Molecule: messenger RNA, 1851 nt
Organism: Diaporthe amygdali
Lineage: Eukaryota; Fungi; Ascomycota; Sordariomycetes; Diaporthales; Diaporthaceae
Exons: 2
Coding region: 1-1851 (616 amino acids)
Cellular component (GO): mitochondrion
Source: RefSeq, a predicted model, not a curated record
AUGCAACAAACGGCCGUCCCAGACGAGCCAGGGUAUUUCAACCUAGAUAGGAGGGCCGUCAAGGCUUACUUGGGCCUUCUGAAGGAGGAAAAGCGCCAUAAUAGCGAAGAUGAGAUUCUUCAGAGCGCCCUGCAGGAUCGUGGUGAUCUACUCGAGCGCCUUGGCCUCUCGGACGCUGCGCUACCACGACGUCCCAAUGCAGAGAGCAGCGAGGAACCAGACAUGCCGUUCUGUGACCGAUGCCACAAUCUCAUUCACCACCACACCGGGACUCCUAUCUAUCACCCCACCAUAGACGCGAUCCGUGAGACCAUCCAAGAGUCGCCGUAUAAGUACAACCAUGUCUACCACGUCCUUGACGCCGCCGACUUCCCCAUGUCGCUCCUACCUCAGGUCCACCAGCUGCUUGACCUGAUGCCGCUUCGCACCAAGAAUCGUCGCUCGCAAGCUGGGAAGUUCUUCAAGGGGAAGAAGACCGAGAUGAGCUUCAUCAUCACCAGGUCAGAUCUGCUAGCACCAAAGAAGGAACAGGUGGACAGACUCAUGCCCACUCUGGUCGAGAUCCUGAGACAGGCGCUCCCGCGUGAGUCAAGGCACGUGAGGCUAGGCAAUGUGAGAUGCGUGAGCGCCAAGAGGAGCUGGUGGACCCAGGAGGUGAAGGAGGACAUAUGGAAGCGAGGAGGUGCUGGGUGGAUGGUAGGCAAGGUUAAUGUCGGAAAGAGCCAGCUGUUCGACGCAGUGUUCCCCAAAGGUCGGAUGGAUUGGCAGGAAUCGAAGCACGAUAUUUCAGUGGCUGUCCAACCUCGGAACGAACACGCUCUCUCGCCAACUGUCCUCCAUGAGAAGAAGAAUCUCAUGGAUGCUGUGCUACCGGACAUUGACGAACUUGAGGACGAUGCUUUGUUGCCGCCACCACAAGAAGAGACGAACUUCCCUCGCAUGCCGGUCGUUUCCGCACUGCCGGGGACCACUGCGUCUCCCAUUCGGGUCCCUUUUGGUGGAGGAAAGGGUGAGCUCAUCGAUAUGCCCGGACUCGAGCGCAGCGAACUGGAGACUUGGGUCCGUGAAGAGCAUCGACCCUCUCUUGUCAUGAAGGCACGCACCACGCCUGAGCAACAAGUCAUCAAGCCUGGACAAUCGCUUCUGAUUGGUGGCUUCAUCAGGAUAACACCACGGACGUCAGACCUGAUCUUCCUUGCCUACGCAUUUACGCCAAUCGACCCGCACCUGACGGCAACAGAAAAAGCAAUUGAAAUACAGCAACAGACAUCUGAUGUCAAUGCGGGCAACAUAUCUGUCCUAGGGACUGGAAAGAAGAUCAAGCAUGCCGGGUCAUUCAAACUACAGUGGGACGUCACCAAGAAACGCGCCGGCCCCAUCACCAGGAAAGACGCAGUGGGCAUCAAGGUUGACCGCCUCCCAUACCGUGUCCUUUCGCUCGAUAUCCUCAUCGAGGGUGUUGGAUGGGUGGAGAUCACUGCCCAGGUCAGGACGAAGAACUUGUUUCUGCCGGCACGCCCGCCUGCUCCAAGCUCAAGACCAUCAUCCAAGAAGGACAUCAAGGCGGGCAGAGAGGAAAUCUUACAGGAAUUAGACCUGUCUGAGCCAUGUCUGGAAGAGGAGAACCCUCGCAAUGCUGACUACGGUGAACCAGAGCCGAACUGGCCGGUCGUGGACGUCUUCUCCCCAGAGGGCCGUUUUAUAGGCUGCCGACCACCCUUAAAUGCGUGGCUGUAUAACAAGGUCCGCAAGACUGCUGAGACCAGCAAGAAACGCCCGCGGAAGAGCAUGACGGGGGCGAAGAGAAGGGAAAAGGACACGGGAAGAAACAGUUCUGCUGCAGCAUGGUAG